AUGUCUUCGGAGCUCAGGUAUACUGCAAAUACCCAACUGGAACAUUUGCACGCUCGGUAUACUGGUACUGGCCAUGCAGAUUUGUCGAAAUAUGAUUGGCUUACCCACCAGCACCGCGACACGCUUGCAUCGAUUGUAGGACACCCGACUCUCUCCUCUUUUUUGGCUAUUGCGGACAGCGAAGCUAUUGGCAGAGUGAAGUUUGAAAUGACUGAGCGUAUGCUACAACCCUGCGGCCCGCCUCCACGCAAGGAUGACGAUUGA
This is a messenger RNA of Laccaria bicolor S238N-H82, 264 nucleotides long. RefSeq lists its product as uncharacterized. The transcript is spliced from 6 exons. Gene Ontology annotation, cellular component: U2 snRNP; precatalytic spliceosome. Lineage: Eukaryota; Fungi; Basidiomycota; Agaricomycetes; Agaricales; Hydnangiaceae. The coding region runs from base 1 to 264 and encodes 87 amino acids. Gene Ontology annotation, biological process: mRNA splicing, via spliceosome. The record is from RefSeq and is a predicted model, not a curated record.